GUAUCUUGAAGAGGUUGAGAAAUACUUCAAGCCAGGUUCUGUAACUGAGAAAAAGACAUAUUUUGAGGAGCUUUUUAGAAGAAGGGCACUUCUAAGCCAGAGUUCAUCCGACUGUCAGGAUGGGGCUAAUUCUCAAGCUAGUAAUGAUGGAUUUGAGAAUACAGAUUAUGAGGAGGACUUUGAGCAUGCUAGUGAAAAUGAAGGUUAUGCGGAGCGCUUUGAGCAUGUUAAUGAAGUUGGCCAUUCAGCACGCUUUGAUGAAAAUUAUGAUAGCUCAACCCAUUUAUCGAAGAAUGAAAAGUAUCAAGACGAGAAUACAGGCUAUGAUGGAGAUUCUGAGCGAGUGAAUGAGGUUGGUGAUUCUGCACGCUUUGAGGAGAGUUUUGAUGGAUCAAAUAAUGGAGACAUCGAAUUCACAGAAUUUGGGGGAGAAGGAUCAAGCAACAGAGACAUUGAAGUCAUAGAAUGUGGCGGAGAAGAUAGUAUAAGUUGCCAUUCUGGACCCCAGACUGAACAAGAUACCAAUAGUUUUGAUGUUCUUCAGAGUGUUCCUGAAUGUCUGGAAGCUGCAAAAUUUAAUCUCAGUGCUGGAAAUUCAGCUUUUAAUGAUCUAAAGGUUUCUUCGGGUUCAAAAGCUAAUGUACUUAAUCAACAUAAAAGCAGUGAAGAACAGCUAAUAGCAAGAAAGGUUGUCGCUUCUCGUGCUUCCUGUACAGAGAAAGUUAGCCAUAAAUUAUAUCAAAGUGUAAACAG
Capsicum annuum is the source of this 753-nucleotide messenger RNA. Its product is annotated as protein WVD2-like 7. The annotation marks the transcript as partial. The record is from RefSeq and is a predicted model, not a curated record. NCBI's taxonomy places the organism in Eukaryota, Viridiplantae, Streptophyta, Magnoliopsida, Solanales, Solanaceae. The transcript is spliced from 4 exons.